This is a messenger RNA of Cryptococcus deneoformans JEC21, 934 nucleotides long. RefSeq lists its product as hypothetical. NCBI's taxonomy places the organism in Eukaryota, Fungi, Basidiomycota, Tremellomycetes, Tremellales, Cryptococcaceae. The coding region runs from base 239 to 775 and encodes 178 amino acids. The transcript is spliced from 8 exons. The record is from RefSeq and is a predicted model, not a curated record. Gene Ontology annotation, cellular component: mitochondrial outer membrane.
UACUCUGGAACUCUGGAAUUGGAUCGUUAGUCCCCGCGGUGCUGCAGUGUCGUCAGUCGUCAGGUGCCAGGUGCAAGCCGCAGGUGCCUUGACUUCACGGGACAUGCAGGCCCUGCCGGGUCUCCACCCCUAUAUAUACCUCAGAGAUCCGUCCGCCUCCCCUAGUAAGACUCAAUACAUCAAACGUCUAAUAUCUAAAGAUCAUCACACUUUCUAAUAGCGCCAUCUAACAACCAACAUGUCUCCUCUGCCUGAAAUUCUUUUCGACGUCGCUCGUAACCCAAUCUUGGCCGUCGGCCUUCCGAUUGGUUUGGGUGUUGCCAGCGGUUUUGUUACCGGACAGAGCUCUAGGAGCAAUUGGUUUACUACCAUGACACCUCCUCCCGGUAACCCCCCCAAGGAAGUCUUCGGUCCAGUGUGGACUGUCCUUUACGGACUCAUGGGCUACGCUUCGCACCUUACUGUCAAGGCCUUUGACAACGCUGUGACUCCCUCUGGGACUGCCCAGGCGGACCAGGCCCUUCAGUUGUAUUACGCUCAGCUGGGUCUCAACCUCAUCUGGUCACCCAUCUUCUUCGGUUUCAAGCAGAAGGAAAUCGCUCUUGGAAACCUUCUCGCCCUCACCGGGACUGUGGCCGCAAUGACUGUUAAGAUGCACGAUCUCUACACACCAUUCAGCACCACCUGGUUCUUGGCUCCUUACUGUGCUUGGCUCGGUUACGCCACCUACCUCAACGCUGGCUACAUCUUCUUCAACCGUGACAGCAGGCAUUAAACUCCCAGCUUCUUGUGGAAUCCAUUUAAUUCUUCAUGAACCGCACCAGGCGUCUGAGAGUGUAGCAAUCUUGUACUGUGUAUGGGGUGUGUAUUCAUUACAUAGUAGUAAGGCGUGGAAAUAAGAUAAGAAGAAAUGCAACAGUUCCUUCACUGGGUC